AUGCCUCGUCCAGAAACCGUGGUUCCCGACCAAGUGGCGGCGCCGUACCCGGUGGCGUUUGACCUGAGCAUUGUCUGUGGGUUUGGUCGUGGGUCGAGCGAGCUCGGUAUCCCCACCGCCAACGUCAACCUCAACGACGGCCUCAACCAGUUAGACGUGGGGAUCUACUACGGGUGGUGUCGUCUCACCAAAGUCGACCACCCUGAGUGCCAGGUGAAGCGCGACGACGGCAACACCGUCAGCUUCAACUACGGGAACGACUUGGCCGCGGACGAGGUCGACCAGGCGUUGCCGAUGGUGAUGAGCAUCGGGUACAAUCCUUACUACAACAACCAGGAGAAGACGGCCGAGGUCCACAUCAUCCACAAGUUCCCCCACAAUUUUUACGGGGCUCGCAUCCAGGGGUUGGUGUUGGGCUACAUCCGUCCCGAGCUUGACUAUACCACCAAAGAGGCGUUGAUCAAGGACAUUAACACCGAUAUCACCAUCGCGCAGGAAGUGUUGGCUCGUGAGCCCUACCUCGAGUAUCGCACGUCGGUGUAA
Molecule: messenger RNA, 543 nt
Organism: Diutina rugosa
Lineage: Eukaryota; Fungi; Ascomycota; Pichiomycetes; Serinales; Debaryomycetaceae
Product: riboflavin kinase
Exons: 1
Coding region: 1-543 (180 amino acids)
Biological process (GO): FMN biosynthetic process; riboflavin biosynthetic process
Cellular component (GO): mitochondrion
Molecular function (GO): riboflavin kinase activity
Source: RefSeq, a predicted model, not a curated record